This is a messenger RNA of Cyprinus carpio (common carp), 1333 nucleotides long. RefSeq lists its product as uncharacterized. The record is from RefSeq and is a predicted model, not a curated record. Lineage: Eukaryota; Metazoa; Chordata; Actinopteri; Cypriniformes; Cyprinidae. The transcript is spliced from 5 exons. The coding region runs from base 86 to 883 and encodes 265 amino acids.
CUGAAUGCUCAUCAGAUGAGUUCGAGCUCCAGACAGAUCAUCAAGAGAAUCAACACAACUUAAAAUAAUACAAUAAUUGUUCAAAAUGUCCAUCAGCAUGUGGGUUUUCAUUGUGUUUUUCAUCAGGAUGGAGGAUCUUGUGAUUGGUGAUGAGUUAAAGACUGUGAUGGAGGGAGAUGUUCUCACUCUACACACAGGACACACUGAGAGUCUCAGUGAAGUGAUGUGGCUGUUUAAACGAGGUGAUCGAACUGUUCGUAUCGCACAGAUGUAUCAGGGUAAUGAACCCUUUUAUGAGGAAACACUAACCAGCAGAGUGAAAAUGAACCCAAAGACUGGAGCUCUGAGCAUCUGGAACAUCAGCAGCAGCGAUGCUGGACUUUAUCACGUUUCUCUCCACAGUGGAUCCGUCUCAGAGAAAAGGUUCAGAGUGGACGUUUACAGGCCUGUUUCUGCGCCUGUCAUCAGGUCUCUUGUUAGUGUAAACCAAACUCAAGGUACUUUAAAGCAGUCACAGAAGAUGGAGGAGUUCUGCUCUGUAAGAAAUGAUCGAGGCGUGUUCAUCUCGUGGUAUAAAGGAGGAGAAAUGCUGAACCAGACCAGCAAUCCUGAUCUCAGCAUCAACCUCAGUUUAGCAUUAGAGCUCCAUUAUAAUGAUCCAGAGACCUACAGCUGUACAGCUGUGAAUCCAGUGAACAAUAAGACUGUCCAUCUUCACAUGAAGGAGAUCUGCCCACGACAGGAAGAUUGUCUGCAUCAUUGUGGUGUCGCUGAGGCUCUGGUUCGUCUGGUUCUGUCUGGUCUGCUGGGAAUUGCCACCGUUGUCUUACUUUUUGAGCAUGUGAGGUUCUGCCCAUUUCAGGGAAGAGCUGCUUCUGCGUGAUGAUGGAACUGUUAUGAGUCACACAAUGGCCAAAAACAUGAUGGUGAUGGAAUGCUACAUGAACUGUUGGCAAUGAGGCUGAAAGUAUAACUUGAGGCCACCAUUUGGGACAGAGCCAUAACAUUUUUCAAAUCAUUUUGACAUUGAAGUUGGCGUUCAAGGAAAAAGAUCUGAAAACUGAUCAUCUAUUAUUGACACCUUUAAAAAAAUUUAAAUAUAGGGAUGUUUGUUCCCUUCUAAAUAUAGAAACUUUGCUGUCUGCCCAUAUUUAUCCACUCAUUACAGAGCAGAACACACUGCUGAAAUGUUCUGUGUCUGCUUCAAAAAUGUAUGUUAUAUUUUCAGCAGUAAUAUUUCUUACAUGCUCACAGCAGCAUGUUGUGGAUGUAUUGGCAGUAGCAAGUCUCGGUACUUGCUCUGCAGCAGCAUAGCAGAUCUAUUCCACCAAGA